Alosa sapidissima (American shad) is the source of this 1119-nucleotide messenger RNA. It is a transcript of the gene atoh1c, whose product is annotated as atonal bHLH transcription factor 1c. NCBI's taxonomy places the organism in Eukaryota, Metazoa, Chordata, Actinopteri, Clupeiformes, Clupeidae. The transcript has a single exon. Bases 21 to 686 code for a protein of 221 amino acids. Gene Ontology annotation, molecular function: protein dimerization activity. The record is from RefSeq and is a predicted model, not a curated record.
UCACCAAACACCGUCCCAAAAUGCCUCGACGCAGACCCCCGUGCGCUCCGUGCGUAUUACGACAGACGGAUGCAACUCUUCUGAAGAGUUCGCAUCCUGCUGUGGUCUCACACGGAUCACCGCCUAUACAGACUCUGGUAGAGGGCAGCUGGACGGAGGUUCGGACCACGGAGAGGGCGCACUGUGAACCGUGCGCUCUCGUGGAGCUCAGGCUACCGGGACUCCGCUACGUCGACCAGGACCAGAGCGCGGUGGCCAGAGCCAAGAGACGGCGGCGGCUGGCGGCAAAUGCGCGCGAGAGACGAAGGAUGCUUGGGCUGAAUGUGGCAUUCGACCGACUGCGCAGCGUCAUCCCGAACAUGGAGAGCGAGCGGAAGCUGUCCAAAUCAGAGACACUGCAGAUGGCACAGAUCUACAUCGCCACACUCAGCGAGCUUCUGCAGGACGAGGGUUGUCAGCCAGAUUUCGGUUACACGCGCAUCGCCGUGACAACGGAGCAGGUGGAUGCGCAGCGCGCCGAGCCAUCAUCCUGCGAUUCCGCAGCAGAGGACACUGAACUGUCCGAACCCGACACGCGCAAUGACGUUCCUGGGCGCGCGGCUAGCCCGGGACAGUCUGAUGAUGAACAUAAGCUCGAGCUGAAAGAGUUGAUGAACUUUUGGGAGAGAACGAGUGGAACAAAAUGAUCACAAAACAGUGUGUACAAAGCGCUUUUUUAUUUCAAUUAUGUAAUGCCUAUUUCUAUGAAGGGAAACUUAUUUUUCUACUUGUUCAUUUAGUUUAUCAUUAUGACUAGUUUCCCAGUCAAGUAGAGGGAACCAGAGAUUAAUAAAUAUAUUCUAUAUGUAUAGAAGUUUCUUGUUGGUGUUUUCCCACCCCUAAAGCAACAGAUAAUAGAUUAAAAAAAAAAAAAAAUGUUUUUAAAAAAAAACACAACCACCCUCAAAAGUAGCAACUUUUAUUCGAGUUAAAGGUAUUUACAAGUAACCAAAGACAUUUGGAAAUUGGUACAAAGGAGGUGGUCCAGUGGGUUUCUGAUAUAGCUUUACAUCUCAGUUCAGAGAAAACAAGUGAGAAAUGCUGUAGAAAAGAAAAAAAAAAAUGGUUGGAUUCAGAAAA